CAUACGUUAGCUUCCCAACUGUUCUUCAGCCGUGGGUUGAAUGAUGAAUCCGUAGUAGUCAGACUGCCCGCUUCCAAUGGCCGCUGUAAAUCGAAAUCAAAACCCGACUCUUGGCGGAGCGUCUGCUCUUGUUUUUGAACGUGUGCGUGUGUUCCUUAGCAAGCAGACCUGUCCAGAAACCCCAAUAAUGUACAUUUGACUGGCGUCACAAAAAAAGGAUAUUGGCAUCAGAAGAAGGAGCUUCUAUGGCAGGAGUAUUAAUUUGAAAUUGUCUCUUAUCUUAAUACUACUGUCCAAUUCGGUAUCUCUGUUAAACGCCAGCGGCUUCCGAAUGACGAAAUGUGAACCAGCAGCUUUGAGAUAACCAUCGAAAUCUUCCCGAAGUUAGAAAAAAGGGUCAUAGUGUUUAUUUUAUGACGCUGUGAAUGUUGAGCAUAUUACAGACGGUCUGUGUGAUCUUCUCCGAACGUUUGAGCAUUGUGUGUACGUCAUCACUGAUAUUUGUAGCUUUCAAGUUAUGACUCCGCAUUCUGACAGGUUGCUGAUGGCGACAUCGAACGGUGGUGGUGCUGCCAGUGAUAUGAAAGACGACUCGAUCGCGGUCCCGUUCAUGGGGACAAUAUCUUUAUCGGAGCCGGGCGUUCCGCCGGAUUUUUCUCCCAGUCUCGCACCAACCGUCGAUUCCAACAUGUUUGUAGAUGCCAAUGGACGAAAAAAACGUGUAUGGUUCUUAACCGUAGCUCCCGGUACGUCACCGUCUGAGCUUAAGGGUGCCAAGCUGAAGAGGACAAAAUGCACUGGUUCAUCUGGGACCCAAUUCCGUGUAAAGACCCGAAUAAAAAAGGACCACGCAGCUGUCGUAAUGAAUUGCGCAUUAGAAUCGGUAGCCAUUCGAUUGCGUGUUGCGGGAAGUGUUACCCUUAGCAGAAAGCUUCAAGUGCCUGCCAUCCAAUUCAGUCCAACCGAGAAGAAAGUAUUUUCUACAACCAAGGAUGCUCGUCAGCGCUACAUUCCUUUUGGUGCCGCUAAUCCGUUGGUGCAUUCUACAACAGCAGAUGAGCUACGUUGCUCUGCGUCAAACAAGAGGAAAAAGAAGAAAUCAAAGAAAUAGCAAUAAAGAAAUAAACAGAAAUCCUAUUGUGUAUGCGUGAUAAUCAUGUCCUAAUGUAUGACCAUCUGUCUGUUUAUGAGAACGAAUAAAUGUCAGCUUGCUGUAUAUAUGCAUACGUUUGCGCUAUGAA
Varroa destructor (honeybee mite) is the source of this 1241-nucleotide messenger RNA. RefSeq lists its product as uncharacterized. NCBI's taxonomy places the organism in Eukaryota, Metazoa, Arthropoda, Arachnida, Mesostigmata, Varroidae. The record is from RefSeq and is a predicted model, not a curated record.